AUUAAAUUGUUCAAAGUUUUUCCUUUGACCGAUGCAUGAAUAUUUAAAAAUUAAUUCAUAACUUUUAUUAUUGCUUUUGAUUUGGUGGAUCAUGUCUAUCAACUUUUACACUAAUAACGUGUGUUUAUUAGGCAUUAAAAAUAUAUUCAAGUUUAAAUUACAUUCAAAAUAUAUUCAUAGAUCUGUUGUAGCAAGAAAAAUCACUCCUCAAGAAGUAACAGCGAUUUUAAGCUCUAAAGAACAUAUUUAUGAAUUUGAACCAAACUUGGGAUCUGUUAAAGCAUAUGAAACAAAUCAACUAGAAUCAAAUGCUCCGAUUGAGGAUGCUCGUGCUGAAGCAAAAUGUCUUUUAACAUCUGGUAUGUUGUUUGGAGUGUUUGAUGGACAUGGUGGUGCAAGCUGUUCACAUGUAAUCACUAAACGUUUGUUUGAUUAUAUUUGUGUAAGUUUGUUGCCCAAGCCACUACUUUUGGAAUAUUUAGAAUCUGGUAAUCAGCUUGUUGAAAUGCGUAAUGAGACAUUUGAUUUAGUUGCUGAAUUAAAAACCUUAUAUGCCCAAAGUUUAAAGUCAUAUGUACUUAAAUUAAUAAAUGAACGCCAAGAACAUCAAUUUAAAAUGAAAGAUGCAUUAGAAAAAGCAUUUUUGCAACUUGAUGAAGAUAUUAUGUCCGAAGCAAGAUUAAAUACCAAUAGUGAAGUUGAUAAUUUAACAUUGAAUGUUGGAUUGUCUGGAUCUGUAGCAUGUGUUGCUCAUAUUGAUGGACCUCAUUUACACGUGGCUUCAACUGGAGAUUGUUUGGCAGUAGUUGGAGUAUAUACUGAUGAUGAUACAUGGAUAGCUAAGGUCAUGGUUGAGGAACAUAAUACUGAUAAUUUAAAUGAACUUCACCGUGUGAUUUCUGAACAUCCAUCAAAUGAAAAAGACACAGUAAUAAAAUAUGAAAGGCUUCUUGGUCAGCUAGCACCUUUAAGAGCUUUUGGAGAUUUAAGGUAUAAAUGGUCAAGAGAAAUGUUAUUAGAACACAUUGUUCCUAAAUUGGGCGAAAAUGCAAUACCACCUUUUUACUAUACACCUCCAUAUUUGACAGCUAAACCUCAAGUUGUCCAUCAUCACCUUCAACCCAGAGAUAAAUUUCUAAUACUUGCUACAGAUGGUUUGUGGGAUUUUAUGUCUCCGUUACAAGUUGUUCGUUUGGUUGGAGAACACAUGAGUGGAAAAGUUACAUUGACACCACUUAAGUUACCAAGAAAAAAUAUGAAAUUAAGUGAAAUAAAUAAUUUACUUUUACAAAGACGAGAUAGUUUAAAACGAAAACCAGUUGAUGCAAAUGCAUGUACACAUUUAAUACGUAAUGCAUUAGGGGGAUCAGAGUAUGGUGUUGAGCAUGCUAAAUUAUCUCAAUUACUAAAUCUGCCCAAAAAUAUUUCUAGAUCAUUUAGAGAUGAUAUAACUAUAACUAUUGUUUAUUUUAACACUGAAUACUUAAGACAUCCUCAAGCUUAAAAUAGUUAAUAAGUUUUCAAAUUUUAAAUGUGUG
Molecule: messenger RNA, 1538 nt
Organism: Melanaphis sacchari
Lineage: Eukaryota; Metazoa; Arthropoda; Insecta; Hemiptera; Aphididae
Gene: Pdp
Product: pyruvate dehydrogenase [acetyl-transferring]-phosphatase 1, mitochondrial
Exons: 6
Coding region: 92-1504 (470 amino acids)
Biological process (GO): protein dephosphorylation
Molecular function (GO): cation binding; protein serine/threonine phosphatase activity
Source: RefSeq, a predicted model, not a curated record